Molecule: messenger RNA, 276 nt
Organism: Trichomonas vaginalis G3
Lineage: Eukaryota; Parabasalia; Trichomonadida; Trichomonadidae
Exons: 1
Coding region: 1-276 (91 amino acids)
Source: RefSeq, a predicted model, not a curated record
AUGGAAGACGACAGGCUUUCAGUCUCUUCCCUCAAAUCGACCGAUUCGACUCGUACCACAGAUUCGGUCAAAGACAGAGACGACUACCUCAAGCAGUCUGAGAGACUCUUCAUCCUACAACCAUUUACAGUUGGAGCUCUCAAGAACAUGCGCAAUUACGAAGGUCAGACACCAGCUGGAGACCGCAAAACAGACGUACUCGCAAGAGCCGUCCAGCUCGUCAAGACAAAGACUGAGAUAGUCGACUUCAUUCUUGCAGCUUGCCCAUACAAGUAA